CCACUCUUGAAGCUGAUGGUCAGGGUUUUCUCCCCCUUACCCAGAGACUUCAAGGUUGGUCUUGACGAUCCCACGUCCUCCUCCGAAGCGAUGGGCAUUCCUACUAGAAUCCUGACUUCCAUGCACAAUCGCCUUCGGUCGCUACCGCGAUUGACGCUAUUCGGCCGUUCACUCCUAUUGCUGGUCUCCGAGUUGGUAGCGAACGCUAUCUGCUGGAUCGUUGCUGGUAUUCUAUUCGGUCGUCAUCGCGAGACGCAACCCAUUCUCAGUUUGGCGUUGCUGGCAUGGACUAUAGGCUUACGGCAUGCACUUGAUGCCGAUCAUAUCAGCGCGAUAGAUAACGCGACUAGAGCACUCAUCAACCUCGAUCAGCUUCCCGUCACUUGUGGACUGUUCUUCUCCCUCGGCCACAGUACAAUCGUGAUCGUCGUGAAUGUCGCAAUCGCUAUUAGCACCAGCGUAUACGACAAGAUUGAUGGGGUCGGCAGAGUUGGGGGUAUAGUAGGUGCUUCUGUAAGCGCGACAUUCUUAUUCAUAGUGGGCCUUGCCAACUCCAUUAUCCUAUGGAGGAUUAUCGCUCGUCGACGUCGAAUGCGAAAGGAACGGGCGGCUCGUCUUGAGCGUGGCGAGGUCGCCUCAGAAAUAGAUGAAGAUAUGGAUGACUCAACAAGCCAUGGUAAUACCCUCAUGAUGAAGAUCAUCGGUCCCAUUGUCAGGUUCGUGGAUAGACCAUGGAAGAUGUACCCUGUCGGUGUCCUAUUUGGCUUUGGUUUCGACACCGCAUCAUCUAUUGCGCUGCUUGCCGUAUCUGCUAUUGCCAAGAACGGUACAAAUGGAGCACGCAUUGCACCUGCAAACAUCGUCAUACUUCCACUACUCUUUACGGCUGGCAUGACCCUCGUUGAUUCCUUGGACUCAAUCUUGAUGUUAUAUUCCUACGCCGGCUUCCCUGAAAGAUCCUUUGCCCUAUUCGAACGCAGAAAUACGGAUGACAAGAAACCGAUCUUAUCUCCGUCUCCGGUCAUUCCGCCAACCCCACCUUCGUCUGUCCCAGCUGCUUCAGGGAAACCGAUCCAAGAACUUCACAGAGAGCUUUCAGCUUCGUCCGAAGUCAUGAAACCUCUGAAACCCGCAAUUUCAGAGGAACCUCCUGCCGUAGUCGUCAGCGAUGUCAGCGAACAAAUGAAAAAGGACCUUAGAGUUAGGCGGAACGCUAUGUCAGGUCUGAGCGUGAUCCUCACUCUCAUGAGUAUCUUGGUUGCCUUCAGUAUCUCACUGAUCACUAUCAUGGGUCUAAUCGGAGAGAACUGCUCUUCGUGCCAAGCUGCAGCCGAUGAUCCAGAUGGAGGUGAACUUGCUGGUCGGUGGUGGCGAGGCUGGGCGAAUGCAAAUGAAAACUCGGGAUAUAUUGGCGCUGCGAUCGUCGGUGCGUUCAUUUUCGUGGUGGGGACGUGGUAUGGAUCCCGUUACCUAUGGAGGAAAUGGAGUGGCAAACAUCGGAAAGGAGAGGGAGAACAAAAUGAAACUGAAAGCUAAUGUACAAGUCAGAAUGUACAACAGCGAAGCAACGCGUAAAUAAAUCGAGCAUGUAGAGAUCUAUAUAGCUCAAUAGCCAUCAUCGCCAAUACCAGGCGGGGAGAACAAGUACCUAACCGUUCCUUCGUUUUUUCCC
Messenger RNA from Somion occarium, 1672 nucleotides. The record is from the annotation of a GenBank genome assembly. Lineage: Eukaryota; Fungi; Basidiomycota; Agaricomycetes; Polyporales; Cerrenaceae.